Molecule: messenger RNA, 1532 nt
Organism: Geodia barretti
Lineage: Eukaryota; Metazoa; Porifera; Demospongiae; Tetractinellida; Geodiidae
Source: the annotation of a GenBank genome assembly
GCUAGCUAUGGGCCGCCGGAUCGGAGAUGAAGCUGAGGUGGAGAGUCCUCUUGUUGUUCGGCAUCACCGGGCUCCUCACUCUCCUCCUUGUGCUGUACCUGUAUACAAGACCGUCGGACGAGCUGCUAGGACCGGAGGAUCCGCGGAGCUACGCCCGUGGUCUUGAGAACGUCCCCGGACGGGACAAAAUCUUGGGCUCCAUUCUCACGCACAUCCUGAAGCCCGAGCUGAGCCAACGCGUGGAGGUGGCUGAGGCAGACAGCGACCCAGGGAUCUUGGUCUCCGUGAAGACGACCACGCGCUACCACCAGCACCGUCUCUCUCUGCUACUCUUCACGUGGAUGAAGACCCUUCCUCCAGAGCAGCUUUACCUAGUGACUCGAUAGGAAGGCGAAUGAUCCGUGGAUCAGAGAGGCCAAGUUGACAGGUAUCUUUACCAGCGUGCUGCAGAUACAUCCUUUACACCAUCAUUAUCGUGUUUAUGCUGCAGGCAUCAUGUUAUUAAAGCUCGCGUCCUAAAGGACAUACCAGGUAUGGGAGUGGUUCAAGGUUAUACACUGAAUCAAACCUACUUGGGUUUCUCACAUUGCUACAUAUAAAGUAGAUACAUGUGUGUCUUCUGUCUGUGUAGUAUAUAACUAGUGCGUAUAGUCUUGCUAUAAUAUGUUAAUGUCGACAGUAGAUGUGUGUUGUUUCUUACAUAGCAAAUGCAUUGUUGAAUGUGUUCUUACUAGUGAGUCACUCUGCUGCAAGUCAGGCCUUGAAUACGAACAGUUCUACAAGCCUUGGAGAGUGGAAAGUGUUCAGGUGGUUCUGUUCAUUUGAUGACGAUGAAUACUUGAAUGUUGUCAAUCUCUUCAAAGAACUAAAGAAAUACGAUUCCUCUGCAGACUACUAUGUCGGCCACUGGCUAACUAAGCAUGGAAAGAAACCAAAAAGAAUUGGAUGGUUCAAAUUUUUCCCCGAGGCAAAGAGAACUCGCUACUUUUAUGCGACAGGUGCUUCGUACUGUGUCAGCUCCGGUCUCAUGAAGAAAGUGAAAAAGUACUUUCGAGGACAGUUGUUCCCUGUCACAUGUCGGAAAAUAGGUCUAACUGAUGACUAUACUGUUGGAUCAGUCAUUGGAGGGGUUUUGGGGGUUAAUCUGACAGAGGUACCAUCCAUGCUCAGUCAGGGAGAAGACUUCACCCAUUUCAACAUCACUCAACUCAAAAACAUGAUCACCAUUUCAAGUAAACUACAUGCUAGCAACAGGGUCAAAAUACCACGAUCUGCUUUCUCCAAUGCAGAAGACCCAACUAGGUAAGUAGCUACGAUGCUAUAGAAACUGUGGACAAAGUUUAUUCUCCAGGUUUUAUCGUACCACUGUCUCCUGUAUCCAAAGUCAACUGUGCACCACAAAACUCUGUCACGUGUAUAAGUCACAAAUCUCUCAUGUCUGAGACCUUGCUCUUUCAUUUUAUUCUCAUGUCUGAGACCUUGCUCGUUCAUUUUAUACAUUUUACUAAGCCUGAUUGAAUGCUUGGGUCAGC